Messenger RNA from Ciona intestinalis (vase tunicate), 5667 nucleotides. The record is from RefSeq and is a predicted model, not a curated record. NCBI's taxonomy places the organism in Eukaryota, Metazoa, Chordata, Ascidiacea, Phlebobranchia, Cionidae.
UCAUAUCGAGCAGUGUUGAAAAUACGAGGUUAAGUUGAAAGAAGAUAUUUUGUACUAAAUAAUAAUCGAAAAAUAGUGAAAGUUUUAUUCGACAGGCGAAAAUGAAGAUCGCUAAUUGGUUUGUCGCUGUAUUAUUUCUCAUAAACUUAGAUGUCGGAAUUCAGCUUCACGCGAUUCGUCUGCGCAGCCAAAGCUUCGCGAAUUUUGCUCUUGGCCAAUCGCCCAACACCCCCCAAGCAGAUUCACAGGAGAUAAGGAAGCUAAAGGUGAUGUUCACACUGAGUUCCACGAAUGGACUUCUGUUGUAUUAUAGAGGCAUCGGCAACUCAUGGAUUGCUGUUGGCAUGCAGAACGGUGCACUGAUGUUCAGUCUUGGAAAGAAAAACGAAGCUACUGUGACGCUGCCAGUGGCGCAGCAUUUAGAGGUUUCUGAGGAGUUUCAUGUCUUGAAGUUUCAGCGAAACGGCUCGAAAUUAAGACUUGAAAUGGACGACUUACAACCAAUCAACUAUAAAGUACCGAGGCAGUUUCUCUCAGCUUUUAUCACAACAACUGUUUCUGCUAUGCUUCUAGGACUGUCUCAAAAUUCCACCAACGAAUUAAUGUACAGCCAAACGCUAUCCUCUUGCGUGUACAGACUCUCGAUUAAUGAAAGAUAUAUUCUGUCACCUGAAGACGCACUUGAGACCCGGGAUAUUGAACCAUGCCAAGCAAGUUCCCCAAUUCAAUGCGGAAAUCCGUAUUGCGGAAAUGGUGGAAUCUGCUACAAGACAUUGGAUUGCAAUGAUCAUAUAACAGUGGAAAAGGUAAAUGGAAAACGAGCAGAAGAAUCACAGCAAGAAAUUGAAGUAGGAAGAUUAUUCAAGUCAGUGGAAUUCGAAUUCGGCCAAAAACUCUUCAUACACUCUAUAAGGUUAACCUCACUUCAAAGGGAAACUGGUGAAUCAUGCGAUACAAUCGACUACGAAGUUCAAAUCAAAGGCGAUCAAAGUUACCACAAUUAUAGUGAAAGACAGGAGACCGCAAUUUCAACAUCGAGUCGUACUUUGUUUCUACAUUGGCCUGUGCCAACCACAGCGAUACGAGUGAAGAUAAGCGGUAUAGAAAGCCAAAACUGUCGACUACAAGCUAAUUUUACCGGCUGCAGUGUAACAAGUUCUAUAAAACAAUCGUAUUUGAACAUGGUCCCAUACAACGACUGGUUACCGGUUAUUCAGACCUUUUAUUCGACGUUGAAUACAACUUGGCUAAACUAUGGACCAGUAAACGACUGGGUAGACUUUGAAAACCCAAAACAAAGGAAUGACAAUAUUUUCAAGCAUCGCCUUCUAGAUUCUUUCGAAGUUUUACAAGACCGAAAUUUAAGCAUUAAACUAGAAGUUAUUUCUGGCGCAAAGAAAACAAUUUGGGUCCUGAAUCUUGCAGAGUGUGAUCAAAGUAUAACGAAAAUGUAUUUGCUGGAGAAAAUUCAACAGCAACUGAAAACUUUAAAGGAUUCAGGAAUGGGGAAUACGGUCGAGGAUGUAGGGUGUAACUGGAAACUGGUCACAGGACAAACUAGUGCCGUGAAUAAUUCAGAUCCGUAUGUUCGACUGUCAGUUCGCCGCCUUCUCGAAUCAACCGAUGUCUUCAGAUACUUUCCCAAAACGGAGCUCGCAUUUGAACAAUACAAACGACCGAUUUCAUUGAAUUCAAGCUCAGAAUGCGCAACAUUAUGCUUACAGAAACGUUCACCUAAAUGCACUGGAUUCGAUGUUACAAAAUAUCCAGAAAAUUCCGGAUCAAACCGGUUCGGCUGCCGACUUAUAACAGCUCCAUCUUCGACUAUAGACCUGGGUUAUAAUUUAAACUACGAUACAUACAUUGUGGCAGAACAAUUCCAAAGCUACCUCCCAGUUCAGAAAACUUCAUAUUCUCUUCAAUUAAAAGAUUGGGUUGACCCUGGCUAUCAAUGCGAGUGUGUCAAUCAAAUGAUCGGCGCUAGGUGUGACAACGACAGUAGCCAUGACAACACAUACCACGUGAUACUGAACCGACACACAGAAGAACUCGAGUUACAUUGUACAAUGAAGAAUAGCUCACUCAUACGAAUCCAAUUCGCUUCUCUUGUCUCGAAAAUGGGCGAGGGGCCUACGUCAGACUUAUAUGACGUAACCAGCCGUUCAUCAGCAUUGAUAAGAGCAGUAUGUGAUGGGAAACCGUCGUGCAAAUUGUCGGUGACACGUUUGCUAUCCUUACUACCACCUACGAAUCUAUCUGACGUCGAAAUUCGAUUUGUUUGCGAAAGCUCAGCGUCUUACAACUUCACACUUCCAGAUAUGAAUAGUUUUGAAGGGCAUACAAUUCAUGAAUCGGCAAGCACUCCCUCUACUCCAUUGCAAGAAACAUCAACUAAACAUGUCCUGUCGACUACAAUACAAAACAAUGCGCAUAAUACAACGGAGAGAAGUCUGUCAAGUAGUGAUGUUAAAGUAUAUGAGAAGCAGAACAGCGUCGACGGAGAAGACGGCCUUCUUCUGCUUGACCUGUUUCAAUCAGAAGAUGUCGGAACCAUGAUUGAGCCAACAAAAGCACCGAUAAGACUUCAAGCACUUUUGCAUCUUGGUGAACCGAACACGACAACUGCAACACUUGCUGAAACUUUAGCUGUAACCACGCAAAACAUCGUGACGACCGCAGAAACGACCGCAAUAUUGCAUACCAACGAAGCUAUCUCACCUACCAGCAACACUAUAACUUGCUCCAGCGUAACCGUUGACGGCGUAAAGUUUUAUGAAAGUUCGCCGGGAAUUAUUUCAACCAACUGUCCACCAGGGACGAUGGGUCGAGUUACACUUGAAUGCCAACAAGGUGGUCAAUGGUCACACGACGUUCCAGAUAUGAGCCAAUGUAUCUCGGAUCGCAUUUACGAAAUAUCUCGAUCGUUGGAACAUUUAGAACCAGGCUCAAACAUUACUGCAUCAUCCAUUGCCGAAGAACAAGCAGAAUUCUUACAAUCCAGUAACUCAAUUUCUUCACCUGACUUGUUGGAAAAUCUUUUGGUUGUUAAGAGGCUUUCUGAAAUUAAGACAAGUACGAAUGUAACAUCAAAUUCAACCAAAGAAAGCAAAAUGUUACUGAAGUCUGUUCAAACCACAGUAAACACUCUACUUGGUGAAAAACUAAUCGACGUUUGGAAUGAAAUACCAGAGAACGAAAGAGCGUCGAACGCUUAUGACGUCACAGAAGCAGUGGACGACAUGGGAUUCAAGAUAGGCAAGCAAAUAGAUACAGGGGAAUCAGUUACAAACUAUUUCGAAAAUACUGCUUUUCAGGUCAUGUCACUUGGAGGCAAAAAUCCGCAAAGCCAAAAAUUGAACUCGGUAAAUAGAGUCCAGUUUCCCUCGAGUUCCCAGAAAAGCAACGAUACAAACUGGAUCGAUGAUUCUGGCUCGAUAGCUGUGCCUUAUUCACCUAAUGCUGCCAAUGAUACAACUGUAGUGUUCGCAGUAUACAAGAACCUCGAUACGCUGCUAGGUAACAGCUUUGAGGGUAAUGUACAAACACUUGACAAGGACAAGGAUAGCCGUGGUAAUGUUUCAUUAUUGAACAACACGAGUACGAGUGAGGAUCGGUACUUGGUCAACUCAUACGUCAUAUCUGCUUCCGUUCAGCCAGCGCCCGUAGAAUUGCUGAAGACGCAAAAAGUGAAGUUCCUUUUAAAGCAUAAGAACACAUCUGUGCAUUGUACUAUGAGGUGUGUAUUUUGGAAGCCGAAACUCGCAGUAGUGGGCAAUUCGUCCGCUGGACAUUGGUCAACUGAAGGUUGUAAAAGGAUACGAAGCAACAAUACACAUACUGAAUGUGAAUGCGACCAUUUGACUAAUUUUGCAAUUCUAAUGGAUGUUAGAGGAGUUCAGCUCGAUAAAAUCAAUAACGAGGUUCUGACUUACAUAACAUGGAUCGGUUGUUCAAUGUCCAUCGUCUGUCUCGUCAUGUGUGUCUUUUGUUUCAACACCUUGCGUGGUCUGCGGUCAAUCAGGACUUCUAUACACAAGAAUCUCUGCUUUACUCUUGGUCUGGCGCAAACUGCUUUCCUAUUAGGCGCCGAUAAAACAAGUUAUCCGCUCUUGUGCCCUAUAAUUGCGGGAGUUUUGCAUUACCUCUUCCUGACCGUUUUCGCGUGGAUGUGUAUCGAAGGAAUGCAUCUGUACGUCUCACUUGUGAAAGUGUUUGAAAUCGACAAGUCCUCGCGACUUGCCUGUUAUUAUGCCUUCGCAUAUGGAAGCCCGAUUCUUGUGGUUGCUAUUACGGCAGCUAUAAGAUAUGAUGGCUACGGGACUACUCAAAGUUGUUGGUUGCAUGCCAAAGACGACUUGAUGAUUUGGAGUUUUGUUGGACCCGCUUUGUGCGUGAUAUGCGUGAAUAUUUACUUCUUCUUUAUCGCGAUGAGAGUCAUGAGAUCUCAUCGCAUUACAACGCCGGCGCACAGAAGUAGGCUUGCAAAAACCAAAACGUGGAUUAAAGGUUCUUCUGUUUUGCUCUGUCUUCUUGGUAUAACUUGGAUAUUUGGUGUCUUCUUUGUGGAUUCAAAGUCUGUAGUUAUGGCUUACCUAUUCACCACAUGCAAUGCUUUACAGGGUGUUUUCAUAUUUAUUUUCCACUGCCUCCUAAACGAACGAGUAAGGACCGAGUUGGCGAAAUACGCCAGGAGACGAAAUUUAUGUCCUUCAUGGGUGAGAGGUCGCUACCACGUGACUAACAGCGUCACGAGGUCAAACUACAACACGACAACAUCGAUGGGCUAUCGAAGUAGAAAGUCUUCAUCUGGCAACACUGAAAAUUCAAGUCAGACCAACGGUUCAUGGUCUUGGUUUAAGAGCAAAGAAACUCAAAAUGAUAGCGUGAUAAAGCGAUCGGUCGUUCGGACAAUAACACCGAAAUGGAAAAGCGAUUCCAAACGAGUUGCUGGAGAGCUGCAGUUUACAACAGAACUUAAAAAGUCAAGUUCGUCUGAAAAUAAGAUUACAAGCACAACUACUGAACGUACAGAAUCAGUUGUGGAAGUACAAAAGCAUGAACCGAUACAACAUAAUGAAAAUGUUGUCGCUUUAAAAAACAAACUGACGCCUAUGCUUAAUCGGAAAGUGGUUGUCACUGUUUCGGAUGAAUCUACAAGUUGUAGUGACGGUGCAGAUGUCGAUUUUGGAUGUUUGAAUGCAGCUUUUGAGGGGGAAGCCACCGUUACUCCUUUACCAGAACGCAAAGAACGAAUAGAACGAUUUUACAGAGAUUACGCUGAACAUUUUAGUGGCCAAGGCAACAAAGCAGAAUCUGGCAUAUUUAGGAAUAACAGUAUGCCUGUAAAGGUACGCAGAGAUACACCCCAGCCUAGAGCCCCAGCAACAGAAAAUGGUGUCAGCGCAAAGUCAUUGUACUUUAGCGUCGGCCUGUCUUUAAAGGUAAAGUCGACCACCGAAAAAGUGGCAGAUCUGUGAAAGGCAAUAUCAAACUGGAAAUUCAAUGUGUUAAGAUCAAAAUCCUUAUACAAACCAAAAUCCAUAGUGAUUUCUAUGGACUUUGAUACAAACAAGCUAACGAUAUUUCUGAUAACCGUUCAUGUGUCUUACUGCCGAGCUUUGUGUACUAUCUGUUUCAUAGUGUAAAUAAAGUACUGUGUAAACUAAA